Molecule: messenger RNA, 1514 nt
Organism: Thermothelomyces thermophilus ATCC 42464
Lineage: Eukaryota; Fungi; Ascomycota; Sordariomycetes; Sordariales; Chaetomiaceae
Exons: 1
Coding region: 371-1468 (365 amino acids)
Biological process (GO): maturation of SSU-rRNA
Cellular component (GO): cytoplasm
Source: RefSeq, a predicted model, not a curated record
UUGACUUACCCCGCCAAAAUUUUGCUGCUGCACGGAAAGUGGCCGAUGCGCUGCCCGACAUCAAACCAGAGCCAACGUACGAGGACGCAACAACCCUCGGAGAAAAGUUUUCGGCAUGGCGCCGUACGAUAGUGAAUCUUCGGGUUCCGAAGAUGAAGAUUACACAGAAACCAAUGUGCUCCUUGGCUACGCUUCCACCGACGCCAAUGGAGAGGAGAUCAGUCGACUAGGUGGUCGUCCAGUAUGUUGACUCUACAUGCACAUCGCUCGCGCUACUCUUUAAACGGCCAUUAACCGAACGUAGGACUGGCUGGACGCAGACAAAGCGCCCUCCGCUGCAAUCGCAAGGUGCAAGGUGUGCAAUGACCUGAUGGUCCUCCUCUUACAGCUCAACGCCGAGCUCCCGGACCGCUUUCCGACUCACGAGCGUCGCCUAUAUGUCUUUGCUUGCAAGAGGAAAAGCUGUCGCAGAAAAGAUGGAAAUAUCCGCGCCAUAAGAGGAAUCCGAGUCUCCGCUGAGGCGCCUUCCUCAAGCGUGAGGAACGAUCCAGCACCUCAAGCGGCCGCGCCGCCAAAGGCCUCCUCACAAGGCUUAGGCGAGGCGCUCUUUGGCGUGAAGCCGGCGGCGACAGCAGGAUCGGCCGCCCGAGCCAACCCUUUCGCAACCUCGUCCUCUUCUCCGACCAAUCCCUUCGCUCCAAAAGCGUCCUCGUCCACUCCAGCGAACCCGUUCGCCAAAGCACAUCCCGCCACGGAGCCGCCAAAACCCGACAUCGGCCAGACUACAGCCGACCUCCCCAAAACCUUCGCUGAAACACUCUCCCUCAACAACCCGCAGGAGCAACAAGCUCCCGUCACCCACGGCCCGCCUUCCCCGCCCGAACCCUGGCCCGAGCUCUCCGCUCAACCGGCCCCCUACCCGGUCCGCUGGCUCGCCGACGCGGAGUACGAGACGCUCGACCCGAUCCCCCUCCCCGCCGUACCGACCGGCCCGACGGCAAUGGACAUUGACUCGGGCGAAGGCUCUGGAGGCAGCGGCAAGGAAGACAAGGAAGUGUUCGAAUCUACCAUGGAUGCAACCUUCCAAAAGUUUGCAGACCGCGUCGGUCAAAACCCGGAGCAGUGCAUCCGGUACGAGUUUGCGGGCGAACCGCUUCUGUAUUCCAAGGGGGAUGCGGUCGGCAAGAUGCUGCAUGUGAGCGAGAAGGAGGGCAAGGUUAGUACUGGGAAGGGCAUGCCGCGCUGCGAAAACUGUGGGGCUAGGAGAGUGUUUGAGGUGCAGUUGAUGCCGCAUGCGAUCCAAGAGUUGGAAUGCGAGGAGGACGGGCUGGAUGGGAUGGACUGGGGAACUAUUAUUGUUGGGGUCUGCGAGAGGGACUGCCAGGAAAGAGGGGUGCGAGUGGGAGAGGCCGGUUACGUCGAGGAGUGGGCUGGGGUCCAAUGGGAGGAGCUGACCAUGAAGAGGUGAAUGGAUAGACGGGUAGAACUGCAAAAUCCAUACAAGAGAAGAAAAA